CGGGGCCCGCGCCGCCUCGCCUCGGGCGCUGCCCCGGGCAUGGAGGAGCUGCUGCGCCGCUCCGUGCCGCCGCUGCCGCCCUACGAGACCAAGGAGAAGGCGGUGCCGCCCGCCGAGCUGCGCGGCGCCGAGUUCGUGCGCUUCUACCGCUCGCUGCAGCCCGGGCCGCCCCGCGCCGAGCUCCUCACCCGCCUGGCCCGCGACUUCGGCGUGGAGCACGGGCGGGUGGCCGAGGCCGCCGCCAAGGUGCUGCAGGCCCGCGAGCAGCGCAGGGAGCCCGGGGCGCUGCUGCAGGCCGAGGACCGGCUCCGCUACUACCUGAACCCGCAGUACCGCGGGCUCUUCCAGCAGCUGGGCCGCCUGGAGGGCGGGCUGCGCUUCCUCGUGGAGCUCAGGGCAGACCUGAUGGAGGGGCUGGCCAGUAAAGCGGUGGAUGGGCCCCACGUCAAGGAAAUGAAUGGAGUUCUCAAGAACAUGCUCUCAGAGUGGUUCUGCACAGGAUUCCUCAACCUGGAACGGGUCACCUGGCAAUCACCUUGUGAAGUGCUCCAGAAAAUUAGUGAUUCUGAAGCUGUGCACCCUGUCAGAAACUGGGUUGAUAUGAAGCGUCGAGUUGGGGCCUAUAGAAGGUGCUACUUCUUUUCUCACUGUGCCAUCCCAGGAGAGCCAUUGAUUGUCCUGCACGUGGCACUAACCAGUGACAUCUCCAGCAGCAUCCAGGCCAUAGUGAAAGAAGUGCCACCUUUAGAGACAGAAGAUACAGAGAAAAUCACAACGGCAAUUUUCUACUCCAUCAGUUUGACUCAGCAGGGCCUGCAGGGGGUGGAGCUCGGGACUCACCUCAUCAAAAGAGUUGUCCGAGAGCUGCAGAAAGAACUCCCUCAGAUAAAAGCUUUUUCCACACUUUCACCUAUCCCAGGAUUCACAAAAUGGCUCGUCGGUCUCCUCUCCUCCCAAGGGAAAGAACAGGGGAGGAAUGAACUUUUUACAGAAUCCGAGUGGCAGGAAAUCUGUGAGAUCACAGGAGACCCCUCCAGCGAAACACUAAAGAAACUCUUGAACACCAACGAGUGGGUGAGGUCAGAAAAGCUGAUUGGGGUGCUGCACUCCCCCCUGAUGAGACUCUGUGCCUGGUACUUGUAUGGGGAGAAGCACCGGGGCUACGCCCUCAACCCCGUGGCCAAUUUCCACCUGCAGAACGGCUCGGUGCUCUGGAGGAUAAACUGGAUGGGGGACACGAGCCCGCGGGGCAUCGGGGCCUCCUGUGGCAUGAUGGUGAACUACAGGUAUUUCCUGGAGGAGACAGCCUCCAACAGUGCCCUGUACCUGGGCUCCAAGCAGGUCAGAGCCUCUGAACAGGUGCUGGCCUUGGUGGCCCAGUUCCAGCAGAACAGCAAGCUGUGAUUAAGUAGCAUCAGCACUCAGAGUGAAUGUUCCUCACCAUAAAGAGCUGUAAUCAUCUGCAGUGUCUUUCCCUAAAUCAGAAUGUACCUUGUAGGACAGAUGUGCUCAGUUGCCUGGGCUAGCAGGGUCUUGCUCACAUGGCUGUGUACUCAGCCUGGUUAAAUCACCUCUGGUGUGUGCAGAGUUGGAGUUGUGUGUUCAUGGAGAGUAAAAUCC
Ficedula albicollis (Collared flycatcher) is the source of this 1620-nucleotide messenger RNA. RefSeq names its product malonyl-CoA decarboxylase (gene MLYCD). Gene Ontology annotation, biological process: malonyl-CoA catabolic process; fatty acid biosynthetic process; positive regulation of fatty acid oxidation. The record is from RefSeq and is a predicted model, not a curated record. The transcript has 5 exons. Gene Ontology annotation, molecular function: malonyl-CoA decarboxylase activity. NCBI's taxonomy places the organism in Eukaryota, Metazoa, Chordata, Aves, Passeriformes, Muscicapidae. Gene Ontology annotation, cellular component: peroxisomal matrix; mitochondrial matrix. Bases 40 to 1404 code for a protein of 454 amino acids.